CCACUACCAAGUAGUUACUAUGGCUCCUCAACACCAGAACGACUCGAACAAGACGGACGCCAAGCCUGUGGCUAUCAAAAACACUCUAAAUCAAGAGGUAGAACACUACAAGUUCGACCACCCUGAGUUGCUCAGUGUAUACCCAGAGACCAAGUUCGACCCGAUCCCCGUUCUACCCGUGGAAGACCGUGCGCUCAACGCUGACCCGACGUUCAAGAACCUGCUCAAGGACGCGACGGUGACGCACCUGGCCCCUAAGAUCGGCACCGAACUGGCCGGUAUUCAGCUACACGAACUCACGAAUGCACAGCGUGACGAGCUGGCUCUGCUGAUCGCUCAUAGGGGCGUUGUCUUCUUCCGUGACCAGGAGAUCAACAUCGAACAGCAACUGGAGCUCGGACGCUACUAUGGCCCUCUACACGUCCACCAGAACUUGGGCCACCCAAAGGAUCACCACGAGGUUGUAGUAGUGGAAAACUCGGUGGAGACGAGCGAGGGAUUCCUCAAACGUCAAAUGUAUGACCCUUUUAACGCGUGGCACACCGAUGUGUCCAACGAGCGCCAACCUCCGUCGUACACAAGCUUUAAGGUGCUGACGAACCCUCCGGUCGGUGGUGACACCCUAUGGGCUUCGGCCUACGAAGCGUACGAUCGCCUCACGCCCCCAAUGAGAGAGUUCAUCUGUGGCCUCACAGCCAUCCACACGGGCGUUCCUCAAGCUACUGCGGCUGCAGCUCGCGGUCAGACGAUUCGUCGUCCACCGGUGGAAUUCGAGCACCCGGUUGUGCGUACCCAUCCUGUGACCGGACGUCGUGGUCUCUACGUGAACCCUGCCUUUACGAAGCGUAUUGUGCAGCUCUCGAAGGCGGAGUCUGAUGCUGUACUGAAACUUCUUUACCAGCACGUUACGGAAGGUCACGAGUUUCAGGUGCGUUUCCGCUGGACGAAGAAUGCCGUGGCUAUUUGGGACAACCGCUCCACUUUCCACUACGCGACGUUCGACUACCUACCUGGAAAUCGUCACGCUAUUCGAGUGACGCCGCACGGAGAGGUCCCGUAUUUUGACCCUAAAGCUGUGGCCAAGUAAACAGUGUAGUAAGUCGCUCGAUGGUGGCUUGUCGAGAACUACCAGAAAUCUCAGCUGAUACUUGUGUGUAGCUGCCGGAGCUAUGGCGUAUUACGUGGAAGAUGAGAUUUGAAUAAUGCUACUGAAGUAGACAUCAUUGGAAUGUUUUUCG
This is a messenger RNA of Phytophthora nicotianae INRA-310, 1238 nucleotides long. RefSeq lists its product as hypothetical. Gene Ontology annotation, cellular component: cytoplasm. The coding region runs from base 20 to 1087 and encodes 355 amino acids. Lineage: Eukaryota; Oomycota; Peronosporomycetes; Peronosporales; Peronosporaceae. Gene Ontology annotation, molecular function: 2-oxoglutarate-dependent dioxygenase activity. The record is from RefSeq and is a predicted model, not a curated record. The transcript has 3 exons.